Molecule: messenger RNA, 2723 nt
Organism: Cydia strobilella
Lineage: Eukaryota; Metazoa; Arthropoda; Insecta; Lepidoptera; Tortricidae
Product: IQ and AAA domain-containing protein 1-like
Exons: 1
Coding region: 21-2723 (900 amino acids)
Molecular function (GO): ATP hydrolysis activity; ATP binding
Source: RefSeq, a predicted model, not a curated record
UAAAUCACAAAAUCUACGAAAUGGCUAACACAGAUUAUUACGAACGGUGGCUUCAAAUUAAAAAGGAUUUCAAUACCGCUUUAACAGAAGAUGCCCGCUUGCAGGAGUUCGCUAACACCUAUCUCGGCAUCAAGCCGCAGGCUACAGCCGUGGAACUGGUGGCACGUGUGUACUGCAAAUACUGCGCCCUAUACAACAAAUUAUGCGAUUCUUACGAUCAGAUGGAACAAGUUCAAAGAAGACCUUAUAUAAAAGCAAUUAUUGAUGCUUUAACAUGUCGCAUUCUCGAGUUAAAAUGGACAUUACAAGAAGUAGAAGCAUUUGAAUAUACAUACCCCGAAAAUGCAUUACAGCAAUUGCUUUUAGUGCCUCAAGAUAUACAAAUAAUUACGCCUUAUUUUUAUCCUUUUGAGGUACGUCAACAAGAAAUACAAUAUAUAAUUGACGAAAUUUUUGCUGGUAAUCGAUUAGGUGAUCCAGAGCCGACUCCUUCUGAAGCAGAACGCUUAGAGGAAGAAAGACAAGCAGAAGAGGAAAGAAUACGAGAGGAAAAAGAAGCAGAACUCCGUAGAAAAUUGGCAAUGGGUGAAGAAAUUUCUGAAUCAGAAGGAUCUGAACAGUUAUGUCCAGAAGAAAUCGCUGAAAGAGAAUUUUUAAGAGUAUAUAAUGGACAUUUAUGGAAUAUUCAACGUAUGGAGAAAGCACGUAAGAUCACCAGAGAAAAAAAUAAAAAGUAUAAUAAAGACACUGAUUUGUAUUUGGAACUGGCUGGGUUAAAAAAGCCUGCAGCAAGAGAAUCGCUUCGUAUAAAAGCAUCCAGCUUGAUACAACAAGUAUACAGACGUUUUAUGUUGCUCAAAAGGGAGAGAACUAAAGAGAAUGAACGAAGAAGACUGCUUGGAAUGAUUAUUCCAUCUUGGUUACCUCCAUCAGCUAAACCUGAACUUGAAAAAGUAAGAAAUGUCCGACGUGAAUUUCGUAAAAAAUAUUUUAAGGAAUGGAUGGAAGCAAAUGUUAAAGAGAAAACUCAUGUUUUAAGGCUAAGGAAAGAUGAUAUUAUGGAAGACAUUUCUGAUGAAGUUAGACAAUGGUUUAGUGAAUGGUAUUAUGCAGUCCGUCUAUUUGAUGAGUAUCCGUGGCCAGAUGAAGGAGGUUCUAUUUUAGUAGUACGGGGAGAAACGUUUACAAUCCCAGAAUUCAUAGAGUGGCGAGAAGCAGAAAUAAAAAGAAAGAAAGCUGAAAGUGGCAACCCAAAGAGUCCUGAACAAAUAAAAGCCGAAAAAGCUGAAGCAAGAGCAGAAAAAAAACGGUUAGAAUUAGAGGCAAAAGAAAAGGAGAUAAAAAGACUCGAUAAUUACAGAAAAUCACGUUUAAACCCUGAUAAUGAUCCAGGGGUAUACAUUUCUAUUGGCAAGAACUUUGAUGGUCUCCAGGAAGCCUGGAAUAUAUAUCAAAACCAAUGGAAGGAUAUUGACACUCCAGAUGCUCCAUUGGAUGUUAUGAGAGGUUUUGUGAAGGAAUUCAUAACUGAAACUGCAUACCAAGACGUUAAUUUAGAGCUUCGCCCUAUAGUCGACGAAAUGAUGAGGGUAGAAUUACAAUUGCUAAAAGCCGCUCUUAAAAUAGACUACGAAGAUGCCGGUAUCAAGGAAGUUCCCCAAAGUAAGAAAAGAAAAAAACCGAGGAAAAAAGGUGCCGCAAAGCAAAGUAAAAUCACUCCUGCGGUGAUGUUUCAAGCAUUAGUUGAUGAGGGUAUUAUUCGGAAAUACCCCCGUACAACGCUCGACGACUACUGGGGUGAUCUAAAUUACGCUGCAGCAGAUAUGAGAGCAGUUCUCUGGACUCCUUCUUUUCCACCUCCCUGUUUGGGUGACGUCAGAGAGCAAGUAAGAGUUUUAUGCCUUUUGACCUCAGGCUGUUCAUGUCCCAAUGCAAUUCGCUCGCAAUUGCUUGUAGGCCCCAAAGGAAGUGGCAAAAGAACUUUGGUGUACGCCAUUGCAACUGAGACAAACUCGAUUUUGAUAGAUCUAUCGCCUACCAACGUAUAUAAUAAAUUUCCUGGAGGAGCCCUAAAAACCAUGUUUAAGUACAUUAACGAAAUAAGUCGAAUAAUGCAGCCCACCGUCAUAUUAGUUGAUAAUGCUGACAAACUUUUCUAUAAAGCUGUACCUAAAGAAGAUAAGUGGUUUGAUCCUCAGCGGCUUUCGAAGGAUUUCUUUAAAGAGAUCGUAAAACCUUUAACGCCCUCAGACAAGAUUAUGGUUUUGGGAACAGCAUCCGAACCGUGGCUCGCAAAACCGGCCUUAUUGUCUAAAGCGUUUCCUUCUCUGAUUCUAAUACCACGAUCUGAUUAUGGAAGCAUUUGUUUGGUUUUAAUGAAAGUUUUAAUGAAGUAUCACGGGAUUUCUCGUAGCUUCAACGUGCACAGCACGGCGCAGACUCUGCGAGGGUAUGACGUCAACUCUAUCAAACGUGCGCUGGUGAACUUACUCUCCGCAGAUCGUGUAGCCCAACUAUACUUUAAGCCUCUUAUACCUGAAGAAAUUAUAGACGCCGUACUUAUGGACAGGCAAGCUAAUUACGUGGACCCUUUUGACUAUCAAAUGUUUCAAGAGUGGUAUUUAUCCUACUCUCCGUGGGGAACUAAAUAUAUCUACCUGAAAGAAAUGUUAGAAUCGCAAUACUUGUACAAAUUAAAAGCGGACAAGAAGAAAAAUAAGUAA